AGAAUUGGAACAAAAAAAUAUACAGCACGAGACAUCCGGCGCCGAAAUGAUUUUCUUCUCCGUCUGAAAACAGGCGUAGACUGCGUUCCACCGCCUCAGUUGCAGGAAUCAAAACGAAACCCUAGCUUACUGCAGAUUCCGAUCGAUUGCAAUUAUCCAGAGAAAACCCAAUUGCAAUUGGGGAAGAAGAGCAGCCAAACCCUAAGUAAACAAUCAGUAAAGUCAGUGUCCGUACAGGUAACAAACAAUGGGAAAGAAGCAGCACAGCAAAGAUCGAAUGUUCAUCACCAAAACGGAGUGGGCCACCGAAUGGGGCGGCGCCAAAGCCCAGCCCACCUCCACUCCUUUCAAACGCCUCCCCUUCUAUUGUUGCGCGCUUACGUUUACGCCAUUUGAAGACCCAGUGUGCACCGCAGACGGCAGCGUUUUUGAUAUACUGAAUAUAAUUCCGUAUAUCAGAAAGUAUGGGAAGCAUCCUGUUACCGGAGUCCCGCUGAAGCAGGAGAAUCUCAUACCGCUAACGUUCCACAAGAAUUCUGAUGGAGAGUUUCAGUGCCCUGUUUUGAACAAAGUUUUCACUGAAUUUACACACAUAGUUGCUGUGAAGACAACAGGAAAUGUCUUCUCCUAUGAGGCAGUUAAAGAACUAAACAUCAAGACCAAGAAUUGGAAGGAGCUCCUCACAGAUGAACCAUUUUCCAAGGAAGACCUGAUAACCAUUCAGAAUCCCAAUGCACUUGACAGCAAGGUUCUAGUGGAGUUUGAUCAUGUUAAAAAUAGUCUGAAAAUUGAUGAUGAAGAUUUUAAGAGAAUGAGUGCAGACCCCACCUUUAACAUUAAUGUAAAUGGAGAUAUCAAGCAGAUGCUCAAGGAGCUUGGAACUGAAAAAGGAAGGCUAGCUGCACUGCAUGGAGGAGGUGGCAGCAAGGCACAAAAUGAACGGGCUGCUGCACUUGAAGCCAUUUUAGCUGCAAGAUCGCGUAUUAAAGAGGAUCCGAAAUCAAAUUCGAAUGGGGAGGUGAAAGCUCAGGCAUAUAGUAUUGUGGAUGCUGCUUCUGCUUCUGUGCAUGGAAGAAGUGCUGCUGCCGCCAGAGCCACAUCAAGUGACAAAACUGCUGCUCGAAUUGCUAUGCACAAGGCUGGUGAGAGGGCACCAGUGAAUGCAAAGAUGGUAAAGAGCAGAUUCACCACGGGUGCUGCUUCCAGAUCUUUCACUUCUACCGCCUUUACUCCUGUUACUGAAAAUGAAUUUGAAUAUGUUAAAGUUGAGAAGAAUCCAAAAAAGAAAGGAUAUGUACAACUACACACAACACAUGGUGAUUUGAACAUUGAGCUACACUGUGAUAUUGCCCCCAGAGCUUGCGAGAACUUCAUCACUCUUUGUGAACGUGGCUAUUAUAAUGGAGUAGGUUUUCAUAGAAGCAUUAGGAAUUUUAUGAUUCAAGGUGGUGAUCCUACUGGUACUGGGACAGGAGGGGAAUCUAUAUGGGGAAAGCCUUUUAAUGAUGAAGUGAACUCCAAGUUACUUCACUCUGGAAGGGGUGUUGUUAGUAUGGCUAACAGUGGGCCACACACUAAUGGCUCCCAAUUUUUCAUCCUUUACAAAUCUGCAAACCAUUUGAACUACAAGCAUACGGUUUUUGGUGGAGUUGUCGGUGGCUUGACCACAUUGGCAAUAAUGGAAAAGGUUCCUGUUGAUGAUAAUGACCAACCUUGGAGGAAAUUAAGAUAACAAGUGUCACAAUUUUUGUUAAUCCUUACACAGAGCCUGAUGAAGAAGAAGAAGACAAG
Pyrus x bretschneideri (Chinese white pear) is the source of this 1791-nucleotide messenger RNA. Its product is annotated as peptidyl-prolyl cis-trans isomerase CYP65. The transcript is spliced from 10 exons. Lineage: Eukaryota; Viridiplantae; Streptophyta; Magnoliopsida; Rosales; Rosaceae. Bases 248 to 1732 code for a protein of 494 amino acids. The record is from RefSeq and is a predicted model, not a curated record. Gene Ontology annotation, cellular component: catalytic step 2 spliceosome. Gene Ontology annotation, biological process: protein folding; protein polyubiquitination; protein peptidyl-prolyl isomerization. Gene Ontology annotation, molecular function: peptidyl-prolyl cis-trans isomerase activity; ubiquitin-ubiquitin ligase activity.